Messenger RNA from Linum trigynum, 3311 nucleotides. The record is from the annotation of a GenBank genome assembly. NCBI's taxonomy places the organism in Eukaryota, Viridiplantae, Streptophyta, Magnoliopsida, Malpighiales, Linaceae.
AAUCUCAAACAGGGGAUUACCAAAGUAUUUAGGAAUUUUUUUUUGUGAUAAACUUAGGUUUCAGUGGUACAAAAAGUCUGGAUUUUGAACCUCAGAUACAACUUCAAUAAUUGUAACCGACACCGCUCUAGCAAACCCGACACAUCGGUCCAACAAUUGUGUAUCUGCCUCACUGAAUCCCAAUACUAAUUAUAUGUAAUAUGGUACUGAAACAAAGAACAGAGAAGUACGUGCAAGUGGGCCAAAAAUUUGUUUAGAUCUUGGAAAUCCUUGCUAAAAUGGAGAGAGGAACACCUCAAUCAAUGCAAUGGAAUAUAAUCUUGACAUAAUAUUUUCGGGUAAAAACAAAAAUCCAGAUAAUAUGCCAAUCAAGUUAAUAUAUUAUAUUUUGACAUAAUAUUUUACAAUAUUUUCUUUUCAUAAUAUAUUCAUGUGCAAUUAGAAACUUAUUUAAGAGAGUAAAUAAAGAUGGGAAAAAACAAAUGGAAACAACAAUCAGAAGAACACACACGUGCUGCCUCUCCGGUGACCCGACGUCGGCGGGGGAACUUGAGCCGGGUCGGGUCACGACAAAGGUGGAAACCCGAGAAGUGAGACAGCAAUAUGACACCGUACGGUCCAAUUGCCGCGAACUAUUGAUCGACUAUUGGCACAAAAGGCCCUCUCAUCAAGAGUUCGACUAUUGGCCGACUCGCGCGUUUUUCUUUCUUUCUUUUUGUGACUAUCUCUUCAACACUGACUUUGGAAAAACAAAAAACAAAACAAAAUACCGCGAACUACAAAAAUAAGUAUCUGGCAAACUCAGCUCUCUCUCUCACAGAAAGCCACAGAGACCAUUUUACACCUCUGCGUUUCUUUCAUUCUGUGUCCGUUCUCCAAGCUUCGUUUUCUCCUUGUCGUUUGGUAUCUGUCUCCAUUGUUGGGUCCGUUUGAGAGGGAAUCAGACUACACGAAACAAUACCCGCCACUUCGCCGAAUCUCUCGGCUUCCAAGCUCGUUCUUGUGCCGCCACCAGGUUCGUUUAAAAAAAAAGAAGUCUUUGGGUUGUUUCUCACCUUCCCUUGUCCUUUCUUCCUUAUUUUGGAAUUCUGCUUAGAGCAACAAGAGUUCAAUUCUCUCGUGGGCCUUUGAUUCCCUGCCAUGGACAAAUGGCAUCCUUCAAUUCCCCAUCUGGGUUCUCUCUAUAUAAAACUGUAAGGCUUUACUUUGGUUAGAAACUCGAGCUUUUGAACGGAGGUUUUGAUUCCUGUUUGACAAGCAAAAGUAUGGCGAGUUGGUGGAAAAAAGCUCUCUUCGUUCUCCCUUUCAUGUGCCAUUUUGAUUGUACUGUUGAGCUCAGAUUGGAGGGCAGCUUCAUUUGAAUCCCCUGAUUUAGUUGUUCUUUUCUUUCCUUUGAUUGAUGUCUUAAUUUGGGCUUGAAUCAUGUUCUCAUGGUGUUAAGAACCUUCUGCAAUUAGUAGCAGCUGUUGUUCUGUUUCUUGCUUUAUUUAAUUUCCAAGUAAGAUUAGUCAAUUCUAGUCUGCUGGAUGGCAUAUGACUAGGAAUUGGGUUUCCUUUGAUUUUAUUUUAUUUGAUUUGGUUGGAUUCAAUUGAUUGCAUCUGGUCAUACCACUUCUAGAAGACAGUUGACAAUUUUGGGUUUCCCCAUAGGUCGUUCUUCAUUGGCUCAUAAGCUUUCCCUUAUACCUACUUGUUCCUUUCCUCUUUUGUGUCAAAAACAGGUUGACACUUGAAACCCUAGGGCUCGAGAGAGAUUCAAGAGAUUAUCAGUCGAUACCACGAUGUUCCGUCGGAAGGCUAAUAAUGCUCACCAGGAUCCUGAGAAUGAUCCUCAGCAGCAAGAGGCUAAGAUCAACGAGCUCAAGGCUGCCAUAGGUACUUUAUCUGGCCCGAGUUUGAAGUAUUGCAGCGAUGCAUGCUUCAGAAGGUACCUUGUAGCGCGAAACUGGAAUGUGGAGAAAGCCAAGAAGAUGUUGCAGGAAACUCUCGAGUGGAGGUCGAGCUAUAAGCCCGAAGAAAUUUGUUGGCCCCAAGUUGCACAUGAAGGUGAGACUGGGAAGAUUUACAGAGCCAAUUUCCGUGACAGACAAGGAAGGUCUGUACUUAUUCUAAGGCCUGGGAUGCAGAACACGAAAUCAUUCGAGAACCAAAUCCGCCAUCUGGUUUACUUGCUUGAGAAUGCAGUUCUCAACCUGCCAGAGGGCCAAGAGCAGAUGUCUUUCCUCAUCGACUUCACAGGCUGGUCGAUCACCAACAACGUGCCCAUCAAGACAGCGCACGAGACUGCCUCGAUUCUGCAGAACCACUACCCAGAGAGGCUGGCUGUCGCGUUUCUCUACAACCCUCCGAGGAUCUUCGAAGCGUUCUGGAAGGUGGUGAAGUACUUUUUGGAUCCCAGGACGUUUCAGAAGGUGAAGUUUGUGUACCCGAAGAAGAACAAGGAGAGCGUCGAGGUAAUGAGAUUGCACUUUGAUGAUCAGAACUUGCCAGCUGACUUUGGAGGGCAAGGUGAUUUGCAGUAUGACCAUGCCGAGUUUUCGAAGAUGAUGAUUCAGGAUGAUGUGAAGACUGCUUCAUUCUGGGGGCUUGAUGCUGCCAAGUUGAAUGGUGUUGAGUAUCAGCAGAUUGUCGUGGACGACGGUCUGGAGCAGGUGGCGUCCAACCCAACUCCCGGCGGUAGUGAUGUGUCCGACGCGGCCAACUGAGUGUUUUCAAAGUCGAGAGUUUUAUGGUACUCAGUACUACUAUAUCAUUUCAAGUUUUAAGAAUUUUUUGUGUUUCAACCUGCCAUUAGGAGGCUGCCCCGCAGCCCUUCUGAUUUUGUUUUCAUGGUGGGCGGAUUUACUGUUGUUUUCGUUGAUGUAUGGAUGGUGAACUUUAUCCUGCGUUUUGAAUAUUGCUGAUUGUGUGAAUCGACUCUAUUUUGUAUGUUUUUCGUGUUGUUUGGAUAUUGCUGAUUGUGUGAAUCGACUCUGUUUUGUAUGUUUUUCGUGUUGUUUGAAAAACAAAAUUCAAGGAAAAAACAAAAUUCAAGGAAAAAAUAUUCCCAACGCAUAUCCAAACAACACGAAAAACAUACAAAACAAAUUCAAGGAAAAAUAUUCCCAACACAUAUCCAAACAACACGAAAAACAUACAAAACAGAGUCGAUUCACACAAUCAGCAAUAUCCAAACAAUACGAAAAACAUACAAAACAGAGUCGAUUCACACAAUCAGCAAUAUUCAAAACGCAGGAUAAAGUUCACCAUCCAUACAUCAACGAAAACAACAGUAAAUCCGCCCACCAUGAAAACAAAAUCAGAAGUAAUGG